Messenger RNA from Brienomyrus brachyistius, 2239 nucleotides. It is a transcript of the gene chst11, whose product is annotated as carbohydrate (chondroitin 4) sulfotransferase 11. Gene Ontology annotation, cellular component: membrane. The record is from RefSeq and is a predicted model, not a curated record. Gene Ontology annotation, biological process: carbohydrate biosynthetic process; proteoglycan biosynthetic process. NCBI's taxonomy places the organism in Eukaryota, Metazoa, Chordata, Actinopteri, Osteoglossiformes, Mormyridae. Gene Ontology annotation, molecular function: sulfotransferase activity.
AGCGUGUGAACAGGAAUAGUACGCUCCAGAGACAGCAUUGAGCUGAUUGAGCCUUUCACCUCCGGUAUUAUCAUCAGCACCAUCUAUGUACGACAGUCUCCGCAAAAUACCCACCUCUUUUUAAAAGGUUUUCUAACCCUAGCCAUGAAACAAACCCUCGUGGAAUUGAUGAGGAUGAGCAGAAUAUGCCGGAUGAUACUUGCCACUUGUUUGGGAUCUUUUAUUCUGGUCAUCUUUUAUUUCCAAAGUAUGUUCCAGCCAGUAUUGCGGCGGAACCCGUUUGUAGGGGACGUGUGUUGCCACAGAGGCUCGCGGAAUGCCCUGCAGGAGCUCUACAACCCGUUGCAGGCAGAAUACUCCGGAACAGCUAUCCUACAUCAGACGAGGCGGGACCAGGUGGCGGAGACCUGCCGGGCUUACAGCGCCACCAGCCGCAAGCGACGGGUCUUGACUCCCAGUGACCUCAGACACCUGGUGGUGGAUGAGGACCACGCGAUGAUUUACUGCUAUGUGCCCAAGGUGGCUUGCACCAAUUGGAAGCGUGUGAUGAUGGUGCUGACGGGAAGGGGCAAGUAUAGCGACCCCAUGGCGAUCCCAUCCAAUGAGGCACACGUGCCCUCCAACCUCAAGACGCUCAACCAGUACAGCAUUCCUGAGAUCAACCAUCGGCUCAAGAGCUACCUCAAGUUCCUGUUUGUACGUGAGCCCUUCGAGAGGCUGGUCUCGGCCUACCGGAACAAGUUCACGCUGAAGUACAACACGUCCUUCCACAAACGUUUUGGCACCAAGAUCGUGCGUCGGUACCGCAAGAACGCCACGCAGGAGGCCCUACAGAACGGCGCUGAUGUUAAGUAGGAAUUUGCCGGGUAUCUGGUUGACCCCGCCACACAGAGGGAAGGUCCACUCAAUGAGCACUGGCAGACCGUCUACUCACUCUGCCAUCCUUGCCACAUCCACUACGAUCUGGUAGGCAAGUACGAGACCCUGGAAGAGGAUGCUAACUACAUCCUCAGGCUGGUCGGGGUGGGCGACUACCUGCGCUUCCCCUCAUACGCCAAGUCGACUCGCACCACUGACCAAAUGACGGCUGAGUUCUUCCACAAUAUCAGCUCACAGCAGCAGGCACAGCUCUACGAACUCUACAAGCUGGACUUCCUCAUGUUCAACUACUCCAUGCCUGGCUAUCUAAAGAUUGAGUAAAGGUCUGGAACCCAUUGAAACAGAGGACAAAUCGACUUACUGAAAAGUGUCAUUCAGGCAGGGGUUCCACCAGAACAGAACUGACACCUGUGGGAGGUUGCGAAGUGCUGAUUGAAUCUGGGACUCGAUCAGAACUGAACUUAAAUCCACGGGAGGGUGCAAUUUUGCUGAUUAGUUGUUGUCGAAUAAGGGAAUGAUGUCGAGGAUAUGGGGGCGGGGCUUUCUAAUUUGUACAUGCUUGAUUUCAACAAAAUGGAGAAGUAUACUACUCUUCUGUGGAGGAAGAAGGGUAAGGCAGGUUGCUCACCCAAACAAGUGCUGCUACUGCUGCAUGUUUCAAUCUGCUCUGGAUGCCAGGAGCUUGCAGCGGCUCCACUGCUGCCGUGACGCAAGGCCUCACUUCAGUGCAAUCAAUGCGAUGGACGCAACCAUCCAACUGUAAAAUGCAUCGGUGUUUUCUCUCAAGGUGUCUGUUGCUUUAGUCUGUAUUUUCGCUCUUGGGGAUUCGGGAAGUUUGGUCAGGCCCGGCGAACUGGCGACCUUCCGAAAGGAGGCCAAGGGGCCUGCGGCUUGCCCAAAACCCACUUCCUGUACAUCUCUUACAGCAGCCAUAUCUUUGAUGCACCACUACAUUGAAAGCACCUUCAGCCUGAAACAUGAAGGAACUCAAAAUUAGCACCCCAUUCCCCUGAACCGAGGAAGGGCAAGUUUCAGGUUAUCAACCAAGAAGGGCAAAGCUACCGGUUUUUGGGGGAGGUUGCUGGGGGAAACCAGCUCUCACCCUCCAUCUGGACGCCGCCCAGGAAAAUCGUAGUGCUGGAUGUGGGAAAGGGUAUAUCCCUGCGUGGGGAGGGUGUUUUGUUGAAGGUUUGUCCUUGGACCGGAAUAAAGGGUCCCAUUUUCUUAAAGGGCCAACAUCACAGGGGUGGUCUCCAGUGUGACAGCACUGGUCAAAAGUGCCAAAGCACCAGACAUAGAACCCCUGCUUUUAUGACCAAACAAUUUUUUUUUGUGUCUUGUAAAUUAAGAUUUUUUUUCA